Messenger RNA from Mizuhopecten yessoensis (Yesso scallop), 5068 nucleotides. RefSeq names its product chondroitin sulfate synthase 1-like. The transcript is spliced from 2 exons. Gene Ontology annotation, cellular component: Golgi cisterna membrane. The record is from RefSeq and is a predicted model, not a curated record. NCBI's taxonomy places the organism in Eukaryota, Metazoa, Mollusca, Bivalvia, Pectinida, Pectinidae. The coding region runs from base 448 to 2871 and encodes 807 amino acids. Gene Ontology annotation, molecular function: glucuronosyl-N-acetylgalactosaminyl-proteoglycan 4-beta-N-acetylgalactosaminyltransferase activity.
AGCCGGUCGGCGACUAACUUUACAUGUGUAUUGCACUUGUGGGAACUUGACAAAAAUCUUCAGCGGACUUCUCACGGUUGUGAUCCCGUCUACUGUUUGUGUGUCGACAGACCUGGCUGACCUUUGAAUCAGGCGAUAAUCGCACGAUGGGACAACAAUAGAAAAAGUGUGUUCCCCAGACUGGUUUAAAACUUUCGUUUGACUCUAUGGGGAAGCCACAUAUUAUCAAACAUGUGUUGAAUUGAGUAAUAAUCAACGUGUUGGGGGGAAUAUUUCGUUAAAAAGAGUUGUUUAAACAUUAUGGAGGAAACAUUUGAUUGGCCGAUUUUAACACUUUGCUUGUUCUAACAUUAAGAACAAUUUGGAAAACUUUUCAUUCUUUUUGUCAACUUCAUGGUGUUUGUAUAUUUCACGAAUGACUGAAGUCCAGAGUUAUUUUGCUAGAGAAUGGCUCGAAGACAUGGCAUCCGUAUCAGCCACUUCGCAGGUACAGUGCUGGGUUUACUUUUCGGAGUUUUGCUGUCAUCCUGGUGCCGCCAGAGACUUCUACCGUGUUUACCUAUGACUGGACCCUGUUGCACAGUACAUGUGAAUUACCAUGUUGACAUCGCUGUUGAACAUAUACAAAUUCAAAAUGGACAAUUUAUCGAAAGUGUUGAUAAUAACAUGAAAAAUUAUGAGGAGAGUUCCAAAUCGCAUGGAAUGGACUUGUCAACUUAUAUUGAUAAAGAAGAAAAGAGUUUUCUAUUGAUUGGAGUUAUCACAGCAAAGAAGUUUUUAGAUACACGGGCAGUAGCCGCCUUUCAAACCUGGGCUCAGACUUGUGUUGGAACAUGUAAGGUUUUAUUUUUUUCAAGUGAAGGUUCGACAACGAAGAGCAAAAUUCCUUUAGUAAGUUUAGAUGGAGUUGAUGAUGCAUACCCACCACAAAGAAAAUCACUGUUGAUGUUAAAAUAUAUGCAUGAUAAUUAUAUCAAUAAUUUUGAAUGGUUUAUACGAGCUGAUGAUGAUGUGUUUAUCAAGGGUGACAGAGUUGAAAAAUUCCUUAGAUCUAUUAACAGCUCAAUGCCACAGUAUAUUGGACAGGCAGGCAAAGGAAAAAAAGACGAAAUUGGAAAAUUGCAUUUGAAUGAGAUGGACAAUUUUUGUAUGGGUGGACCAGGAAUAGUGUUCAGUCACGAAACACUUCGUCAAAUGUCACCUCAUAUUGGCAGCUGUCUCCACAAUCUCCUGACAACCCACGAAGACGUAGAGGUGGGACGCUGUGUCAAGUAUUAUGUUGGAAUUGCAUGUACCUGGGCAUUUGAGAUGCAGCAGUUGUUUUACCAGAACUACAAGGAAGAAAUUGGGUCAUUCCAGACAACAUUAAAAGACAAGGCUGUCCGUGUGGCCUUGACCCUUCACUCUGUCAAGGAUCCAAAGCAGCAAUAUCGCAUUGCAAAUUACCUUCGUUCGCUUCAUAUAGAGGACCUCCACCAAAAAGAGCUCAGCCUCCAAAGGGAGAUAACUGUGGUUGACAGGAUUACAGGUUUACAUAAAGGAAGUAGUGUAAUUAACAAACAAGGGUUGUCACCAUCAGUGAUGAAGUUUUCACCAAAAUCAGCUGAUGAGAUUCUUUCGUGGGAAUUUAUUUCCAAGUCUGUUAUUUCUCACCAAGAUUCCAACCCUCGGCAUGGUUUAACUCUUCCCAUUAAAACAACGAUGGAGGAAGUUAUUAUUCAAGUGAUGCAAAUGGUGAAUAGAAAUGCUUGUCGAAAAGGUCGGACGAUAGACUUCAAAAGUCUGUGGUAUGGCUACCAUCGGGUAAGUCCUUUACAUGGAGCCGAUUAUGUGCUGGAUCUGUUGCUCACUUACAGAAAACACAAGGGACGGAAAAUGACUGUGCCUGUUCGUAGACAUGCUUAUGUACAGCAGGUGUUCGGUGGUAUAGAAUCCAUAGAAGAUCCCUUUACCUCUCACAAACACUCGUAUGAAUCGGAGUUUGAAUCGCCCUUUCUAUUCAAAGACCUCGGUGCUGGAAGUGUCUAUGAAACACUACCAUCAAAAAAUAAAAUGGCCGAGACAAUACAUUUUAUACUGCCCUUGUCGGGCCGCCUUCAUAUAUUUGUGAGAUUUUUAGAGAAUUAUGAGAAAACUUGUCUCAGAACUAAAGAAAAUUGUCAGUUGCAUGUGGUUCUGUUCAACAAAGACAUGGAAGCCAGUGUUGUUGAGGACCUUGUUAACUUAGUGGGGAAGUACCAAAAACAAUAUGGGGGAUCAAGUAUAGAAGUGACAUUUGCCGACGGUCCUUUUGCUCGUGCCAAAGCAUUAGAUAUGGGAGCAGCCCAGUGUGAGAGCGAUUCUUUACUGUUCUUCAUUGAUGUGGAUAUUAAGUUUAGUAGGGAGGCUCUGAUGAGGAUUCGUCUCAACACCAAGAAGGGUGUGCAGGUGUAUUACCCUAUAGUGUUUAGCCAGUUUGACCCCGUCCUUAUAUGCAAUGAAACCCACCCUUCUUGUGAAGUGAAUUGGCGAGACUUUUCUUCCGAAAUGGGGUACUGGCGUAGCUUUGGCUACGGCAUUGUGAGUUUGUACGGAAGUGACUUGUCGGCUGUGGGAGGAUUUAACACCUCCAUUCAGGGCUGGGGUAAGGAGGAUGUGGAUCUCUACUCCAAGUUCUGUGACAGCAACAUUACCGUGUUCAGGUCUAUAGACCCACACUUAGUUCAUGCUUUCCAUCCCAUCAUAUGUGACACAAAGCUUGAGGAAGCCCAGUAUCAGAUGUGUCUGGGCUCUCGAGCUUCCAGCUAUGCUCCUGUAAACAAGCUAGCAAACAUUGUGUACAACCAGCCUAAGAUUCUUAACAGAAACAAACCAGUGAUGGGGCUUAGUUGAUGUUUGCUAUGCUUAGAUACAUCAUCAUCACUGUCAUCAUCAGCACUGUCAUCAUCCUCAUCAUCAUCAUCAUCAUCAUCAUCUACAUUUACAUCUACAAAAUUACCACUGCCAUUAUGUAUCAUGAAUGCCAUGUCUGCAAAUUUAUGCCAUUAUCAUUGUAUUCAUACGUUUUGUUUAAUAGGUAUUAUUUUUACAUGCAACAACAUGCACCCUUGUAUGCCUUAUAUGGUGAGAAGAGAUUGACUUUUACGAACCUCAACGAAAACAAAAUUUUCUAAUUUUUUCUAUUUUGUACAAAUGUAAAUUUGUGUAUGGUCCUGUUUUUCAAGGAAAUGAAAGUUGAACAAUUUAUACAAAUUUAUAGUUAGCCAUAAUUCAACAAUUUACAUACAUUAUAGGUAUUUACAGUUCAAUGUUUUAUACACAUUUUAUAGGUAACACAUCACAGUCACAAAUCAUGCCAAAGUUUAGAGUGAAAUGUUCUGAAACUGAUAGUGCCUUUGUAUACAAGAUGGAGAAAGAGUCAUUUUAGAAUGGAACGACAUACUAUUUACUGGUGCCUUUAUUUCAAUAUGAAAUAUUAACAAGGGAACAAUGAAUAUCAUUCAUGUACUUUUCAUUAGUGUCUAUUGUUUUCUGAUAUUGUAUGGUUGAAUUUCAAAUUGGAAGAAGAGAGUGACUUUAAUAUAUAUACUAUUUUUUUGUGCAGAUAAGAGUUAUCUCCCCUUAAAUAUUUGUCUUCACUGAUGAGCGAGACAAUUAUUUUUGUUAACUGUUGAUAAUUAUCACUGAUAGAUCUCAGUUAAGAGAUAACAUGAUAUACAUAUGCUAUGAUAAAUCCCAGCAUUCACUGAUAUUGGGACACCAUUUCAACCUGAAGCCAGAGACAUAUAUUCAUGUGUCUGCAGAAACUGGUAAACUGGUUUGUUUUUCUUGUAUUUCUGACACAAAACCACAUUAAAUCUUUAAACUGAAACAUAUAUACGUUUUUUUAAGACCAUUCAUAGCUGUAGACUGUUUAUUUGUGUUCAUCCGUCUUAAGAUAUAAAUGAAAUUAAAAUCGUAAUUAUGCAAUAUAUAAUUCUCACUGUACUCUACAUGGCAGGACGGCAGAGUAAUAAUAAGCAGGUGAUAUAAAGCCCUGUGGAAUACAGGUAUAUGUUCUAGAUAAACUGAAUAAGAUAGGUUAAACUAGUACUCGGUUAUACUGGAAAUAAGCUUUCAUUGUCAGAAGUGCAUGAAAACAAAACCUGAUUAAACUUUCCCCUGUCGAACAUCGAGUACAAUAAGUGUACAUUAACAUAAGGAUUUAAUUAGUUGUCUACAACACGUUGGUGUCCAGCACUGAAGUUGUUCUGAAGAAAAUAAGAACCUGGCCAUGUGAAGAUGUAUGUGUCUCUAAACAGACACUUUUAUGAUAAGUAUGCAUGUUUUAUUACACAUCAAUUAUACAGUCUGCCUGUCCGUGGAAUCAGGGCCAUAAAUCAACAGUCGGAAACUUCCCCAUAGGAACCUAGACAGACACAAAAUGGUGCUACUACCAUAGGUCACACCAGGAAGCUAUACCUUCACGAUUUAUCUGGGUAAGCUGACAUGUUCUCAAACUGUCACAUGGUGCUGCUACCAUAGGUCACAUCAGGAAGCUAUACCUUCACGAUUUAUCUGGGUAAGCUGACAUGUUCUCAAACUGUCACAACCAGACCUUAUUAUAUAAUUUACAGGAAACUUCAUUAUAGUUUCCCUAGGUUCUACAUGAGAUUAAAUUUGUAUUUACAUAACUGUAUUAAUAUUUAAGGAUACAUUAUCACUACACUUUUGAUAUAUACCUUUACACAACCAAUGAACUCUCUGAGUCAAUUUUGCCAUGGAAGAGUCAAAAUAUUUUUUUAAUUUCGAUUCUUGUUGGACAUGCUUACUUGCCAAAUUGAUUAAAUUGGCAGUAUGAUCUCUACAGUAACAAUGCUAUUGACAUCAUUUUCUGCGACUGUACAUGUAUGCUACUGUAACAUUUAAAGACCAUGUCUUAAUUUGUUACCAAACGUGGCCAGUGUGUAUCAACAUGUGUACAGUAAAGUAGAAGAAUGUCUGAGUUAGAUUUUAACUAAUUUGAAAUUAAAAAUAAAAUGAACCUGUACAAGUGGUACUUUCACAUGCAUACAGAACUGUUUCAUAAAUAAAUGAUGCUUGCCAGCUC